Messenger RNA from Myotis davidii, 6269 nucleotides. RefSeq names its product sushi, nidogen and EGF like domains 1 (gene SNED1). Gene Ontology annotation, molecular function: Notch binding; calcium ion binding. The record is from RefSeq and is a predicted model, not a curated record. Gene Ontology annotation, biological process: cell-matrix adhesion; Notch signaling pathway. The coding region runs from base 1 to 3666 and encodes 1221 amino acids. The transcript is spliced from 31 exons. Lineage: Eukaryota; Metazoa; Chordata; Mammalia; Chiroptera; Vespertilionidae.
AUGGAGGACAAGGCCAUCAGGGUCAACACGUUCCAGACUGUGCUCAUUACGGACGGCAAGUUCUCUUUCACCAUCUUCAACUAUGAGUCCAUCACGUGGACCACAGGCACACAUGCCAGCAGCGGGGGUGACGCCACUGGCCUGGGGGGCAUCGCGGCCCAGGCUGGCUUCAACGCGGGAGAUGGGCGGCGCUACUUCAGCAUCCCAGGCUCGCGCACUGCGGAUAUGGCGGAGGUGGAGACCAGCACCAACGUGGGCGUGCCCGGGCGCUGGGCUUUCAGAAUCGAUGAUGCCCAGGCCUCUGUGGGGGAGCAGAUGGAGCAGGCACACUGGGCCCUCCAAACGACUGCAGAGGCCCUGGGAGCAGUGCUGCGGGGAGGACCAGCCCCCUGGUGUCCCCACCCAUGCUCCUCCGUGUGCCUGGCUCUGCGCCCAUGCCUCAACGGUGGGAAGUGCAUUGACGACUGCGUCACGGGCAACCCUUCCUACACCUGCUCCUGCCUCUCUGGAUUCACUGGGAGGAGGUGCCAACUGGAUGUGGAUGAGUGUGCUUCCCACCCAUGUCAGAAUGGUGGGACCUGCACCCACGGCGUCAACAGCUUUAGCUGCCAGUGCCCAGCUGGCUUCGGGGGACCCACCUGUGAGACAGCACCAUCUCCAUGUGACACCAAAGAGUGUGUGAAUGGCGGCAGGUGCCAGGUGGUCAGCGGCUCCGCGGUGUGCGAGUGCCCAGUGGGCUACACGGGCCACGCCUGUGAGACAGACGUGGACGAAUGCGGCUCCAGCCCGUGCCUGAACGGAGCCUCAUGUGUCGACCUUGUGGGGAACUUCACCUGUCUGUGCACAGGGCCCUUCGAGGGACCACGCUGCGAGGCAGGAAGCCAGCCAGUGCCUGACCCCUGCCUCUCGGCCCCUUGCCAGAAUGGGGGCACCUGUGUCGACGCAGAUGAGGGCUACGUGUGCGAGUGCCCCGAAGGCUUCAUGGGCCUCGACUGCAGGGACAGAACCCCUGAUGACUGUGAGUGCCGAAAUGGUGGCAGAUGUCUCGCGGGCAAUACCACCCUCUGCCAGUGCCCCCUGGGCUUCUUUGGGCUCCUCUGCGAAUUUGAAGUCACAGCCACGCCCUGCAACAUGAACACCCAGUGCCCCGAUGGCGGCUACUGCAUGGAGUACAGCGGGAGCUACCUGUGCGUCUGCCACACUGACCACAACAUCAGCCACUCACUACCCUCACCCUGUGACUCAGACCCCUGCUUCAACGGAGGCUCCUGCGAGGCCCAAGAUGACUCCUACACGUGCGAGUGCCCACGUGGGUUCCAUGGCAGGCACUGCGAGAAAGCCCGGCCGCGCCUGUGCAGCUCGGGGCCCUGCCGGAAUGGGGGCACCUGCAAGGAAGCAGGCGGCGAGUACCAGUGCAACUGCCCUUACCGCUUCACCGGGAGGCACUGUGAGAUCGGGAAGCCAGACUCGUGCGCCUCUGGGCCCUGUCACAAUGGAGGCACCUGCUUCCACUACAUUGGCAAAUACAAGUGUGACUGUCCCCCAGGCUUCUCUGGGCGGCACUGUGAGAUAGCCCCUUCCCCCUGCUUCCGGAGCCCCUGUGUGAAUGGGGGUACCUGCGAGGACCUGGGCACAGACUUCUUCUGCCGCUGCCGAGCAGGGUACACAGGACGCCGGUGCCAGGCGGAAAUUGACGAGUGCAGAUCCCAGCCGUGCCUGCAUGGGGGCUCCUGCCAGGAUCGAGUCGCCGGGUACCUGUGUGUCUGCAGCCCGGGGCAUGAAGGAGCCCACUGUGAGCUGGAGACAGAUGAGUGCCAGGCGCAGCCCUGCAGAAACGGAGGCUCCUGUAGGGACCUCCCAGGAGCCUUUGUGUGCCAGUGCUCCACAGGCUUCACUGGAGUCCACUGCGAGACAGAGGUGGAUGCCUGCGACUCCAGCCCCUGCCAGCACGGAGGCCAGUGCAAGAACGGUGGCGGGGCCUACCUGUGCGUCUGCCCAGAGGGUUUCUUCGGCUACCACUGUGAGACAGUGAGUGAUCCCUGUUUCUCCAGCCCCUGUGGGGGUCGUGGCUACUGCCUGGCCAGCAAUGGGUCCCACAGCUGUACCUGCAAAGUGGGCUACACGGGCAAGGACUGCGCCAAAGAGCUCUUCCCACCAACGGCCCUCAAGGUGGACCAAGUGGAGGAGAGUGGGGUCACCAUCUCCUGGCACCCACCCGAAGGCCAGGCUGCCAGGCAGAUGCUGGAUGGGUAUGCGGUCACCUACGCCUCUGCUGACGGCUCCUUCCGCCGCACCGACUUUGUGGACCAGAGCCGCUCCUCCCACCAGCUCCGAGCCCUGGGGGCCGGCAGGGCCUACAACAUCUCCAUCUUCUCGGUCAAGCGCCACGCCAACAAUAGGAACGACAUCAGCAGGCCCCUGGUGCUGCUCACCCGCACGCGACCUCGCCCUGUCGAGGGCCUUGAGGUCACCAAUGUGACGGCCAACGCCAUCUCCGUGCGGUGGGCUCUGCAUAGGAUACGUCACGCCACUGUCAGCAGUGUCCGUGUGUCCAUCCGCCACCCUGAGGCCCAAGAGGACCAGUCCAACGAUGUGGACAAAAGUGUGGACAUGUUCACAUUCAGUGCCCUGCUUCCUGGAAGGAGAUACACCGUCCGGGUGACCGCCCUCAGUGGGCUCGGGGCACAGGAGCGCCCUACGGAGAGCAUGGCGUCGGCUCCAUUGCACGUGUGGACCCGGCCUCUGCCGCCAGCAAACCUGACUGCCACCCGAGUCACGGCCACCUCUGCCCAUGUGGUCUGGGAUGCCCCCACUCCAGGCACCUCACUGGAGGCGUACGUCAUCAACGUGACCACCAGCCAGAGCACCAAGAGCCGCUAUGUCCCCAAUGGGAGGCUGGUGUCCUACACGAUACGGGACCUGGUGCCCGGGCGGCGGUACCAGCUCUCAGUGACAGCCGUGCAGAGCACAGAGGGUGACCAGCUGCACAGCGAGCCUGCUCACCUCUACAUCAUCACCUCCCCAAGGGACAGCUCCGACAGACGCUGGCACCGAGAAGGACUCCACCCACGGGUGCUCAGAAACAGACCAGUCCCAGCGCGCCUGCCGGAGCUGCGUCUACUCAGUGACCAUGGGGCCCUCGAAAUGCCAACGCAGGCGCCCAGGUUCUCGGAGCUCGUAGACGGCAGAGGACGAGUGAGUGCCAAGUUCAGUGGCUCACCUGGCAAAUCGGUCACCAUGAGAUCACAACCCACAGCUCUGGUGCAGCUCGAGGACACCACUGAGCAGGUCAGCCUGACCCUGCAGCACCCCAAACGUGACGGCGACAAGGACAUGGGAAACACCCCUGGGAACUGUACAGAAAACCCCUGUCAGAACGGAGGCACCUGCGUGCCAGGCGUGGACACCCACAGCUGUGACUGCAGCCCAGGGUUCAAAGGCAGGCGCUGCGAGCUUGCCUGUAAAAAGCAGCCCCAGCCCUGCACGCGCCUGUUCUCGGAGACAAAGUCCCUGCCAGUCUGGGAAGGAGGUGUCUGCCACCACGUGUAUAAACGGGUCUACAAGGUACACCAGGAUAUCUGCUUCAAAGAGAGCUGUGAGAGCACAAGCAUCAAGAAAACCCCAAGCAGGAAACAAAGUAACAGUGCAACACUGAAGACAGCGUAGGUACUAGGAUUCUGGACAUUCUUGCUAUAAUCCACCAACCUCACAAGUUUCUAAAGCCCUGGAAGAUGAGGUCUAAAUUGAAUUGACAAGAACACCCUGAGUGACAGGGUCCUGGCUGGAGUCUGUCCCCUCUGUGGCUUCGCUCCUCCGGCUUCUAGAAGACAGAUGGCCAGACGGGUCCAGCCAGGGAGGUCCUCUAGGACAGACACCUCCUAGUCCCACACUGCCUCCAGCACAGGGCUGGAAGUUUCUCCAGGGUGGCCUGCAUCGCUGACGAGCAGCCACCAUGUGCAGAGAGCACUGGAUGAAGCCUCAGCAACAUCCAGAAACUAGUUCCAGAUUCUAAAUCAGAGAAAGAAUUCUCCCUUUGAAACCCAAGAGCCAAAAUGAGGAGGAGCUGCCAUCGACAACCUGCAGAGCAGAGGGUGGGGCUGGGAGGCAAGGAGUGCAGACUGAUGAGGGGCACAGGGAAGCAGGCUCACCUCCCCAGCAGGUCAUUUACGAAGGGAGGUGAAGGCUAGUGAUCCAUCCACCAACCAGCAGAUUCUGAAAGAGAAAAUGUUCAUACCAUACUAAGCUGGAGUUUAGACACUUUUAGUCUACCACUUUUCCCAGAAAGGGUCAGGCAGGAAAUAUCUUUGACUUUGUCGACCGGGUGAUCUCUGUGGCAACAACUUAGCCCUGCGCUUGUGCACAAAAACAGCCAUUCACAUGUGCCUAGUCCAGUGAGGCUGUUCCAAUAAAACUUGAUUUACAAAAUUGGGGGCCACUUCCCCUUGACCGUAUGUGGCUAACUCCACUCAGGCUUCGGCCUGAUGCAGAGAAAGCCAUCCCAGACGACAAGUUACAGCAUGGCACCAAAGACCCACCCGAGUGUCAUGGAAUUGCUACACAAACCCUGUUUGGGAAGGCACUUGGCGGUGGCCAGGGCUCCUCCUUAUAGGUCUGAGUAACGAAGACAGGCAUCUGGGGCGGGUAAGGCCAAACAAUGUUUAAGAUCCUUUUAAUCCACAACUCAGGCAACACAGUUUCAGACUACCAGGCAGCAAGCACCAUCUCCACACUAAACAGCUCCCAGCAUUGCGCAUCAUCGCCACACCGCAUUCCAGAGCCUUCUGAACAGCUUUCCUCCCUGCAAGUGAGGCCACUACAGAAGCCAGCCCACCUCCACCUGCUGGGCACUUUAACAGCCGACCCAACUGGAACCAGAGCCCCGGUGCGUCUUCACUGACACUCCCAAGUCAGUUUUGCAGCCAUAGGAAGAGCUCCUUCCUCUCAUCUUUACAAAACAUUUUUUAAAGAAUUAGAGUAUAUUUUAGAGUGGGUUUUUUUUUUUAUUAAAGUUGUGUGUAUAUGUGUCUGUGUAGUAUACUUGUCAUUUUCAGAAAGGAGAUUAGUCAUUCCCAGAAAUCUCUACUGCGCUCCCAGUCUCAGGGCCAUCUGAAGGCACAAGCUCCACCAAGGGGCUCCAACCCUGGGUGAAGGAGAAAACCAUGACCAUGAACACAUGCCGCUGACUCCUGCUGCGGCACUGCGACCUGUCACUGUGUGUCCACAUAAGCUACAGCAUCACCAGCAAAUGACAAGACCAAGUGGCAUCACUGGAAAAGCAGAUGAAACUUUCUGUGACCAUGUUAAUGACCUCAAGCCCCUCAGCCAUGAGGCAGACGUGCUCGAUUUUAGCUCAGAAACAUUUGUUUUUACAAGUCUACUGAAUCGUGGGCUUAGUGCCGUGUGGUCUUACAAUUAGCCCAUUUUGAUGUUGUACAAAUUAAAUACCUAAUACAAAGACUUCCUGACACUAAAGGAAAUUACAAAUCAUCCUUGAAACACUCCAAACGAGCUUCCACAUGGCUCCUUCGUAAAACUCUUCUUCCUUGAAAAUACUCAAUGUCCAUCCAAAGAAAUUAAUAAUACUGGAUCAGAAAACUGUCAGGGCAUCAACAUUUACUUCUGUGUCAAAAUCACAGGGGAGCAACCUUGAGUUGCAGAGUUAGCCACCUGCUGACCAGGCUGGGUGACCUGACCAUCCAAUUAGACUUAGGGUUCCACUGUGUCUCCUAACUGGGCACAAAAACCACACUGUAGGCUCCAGGGAACAUGCUGGUCACUUGGACACCACAAAAUGGAGAGUAAGUGAAAACACUGGCAUGUGGUGAAGUAUUUUCUUUUUCAAAAAUUUUGUCUCUGGCCAAGAAAGGCAGUAAAGACAGAAUGUCCCCUUUCCCCACUGCACAUGGCGGUCACAGAGGAAACGGAGCGACUCGCCACCAGGGAGUUCAGCAGUCAAGGGCCACUUCAUGUCACCGAGCUCCAACACCUUCCUUUUGCUGGACCGCCUCCCGCUGGCCAGCCAGGGCCACAGAUGUCUGGCUCACAUGUCCAGAGGUUCCCUGAGCUACUUGUUUUGCACACAGUGCCUCUCUCUGCAGUCCCGGAGCCAAGAGAAAGCAAAAGCACGAUUGUUUUGAUUCAGCACUGAAUUCCCUUGUAAAAUAAAGCUCAAGUCAGCCAACUGAAAUCCAGUGCACAGGGAAAGGAACUCUCUUUAAAAUCGAUUUACUUUCCUUUUAAAUAAAAUAAAUACAACAAAUGUAAGCCCA